Mesorhabditis spiculigera is the source of this 2244-nucleotide messenger RNA. Lineage: Eukaryota; Metazoa; Nematoda; Chromadorea; Rhabditida; Rhabditidae. The record is from the annotation of a GenBank genome assembly.
AUGAGCCCACAGCCCUUGCACGGGUCACCUAAAAUGAUGUACGAUGCGCGUCAGCAAUUCGCGACCAAUAUUCCACUGCCCGUUUCCCAGAACAUGACCUAUAUUGAUUGUUGCCCGAACCCGGAUGAAAUUUGGGCUCGACCUUGGGACCAGAUGCUGGCCUCCGGCUCGGGCGUGAAUUGCCCAGAAGAUUUGCGCACGGCCAUAUCACAGGCGGUGAAAGAUGCACAGCAGUUAUGGGAAGAGAACCGCGAUUUACAGGGUCGUUUCGUGAAUGACAUUGGUGAACUCCAGCGAAUCCAGAUGGCCAUUCGACAGCUCGAAAAUGACCCCAACAAUUCACAGCUCGCGCAGGCGCGACAGUCCCUGACGGAUAUGCAGCGCCGUGCCUCGCAGGUCUACGAGAUGCUGGCGAACAAGCGGGGCGAGCUGACGAAUCGCCUGAAUAAUGGCAUGAGCUGCGUUGCCAUGCUACAGAACUAUCUAAUCAGUGAGCGGCUGUUCAGCUGGAAGAAUCAGCAGAAAUUGGCGCAAGUCGGGUUCCCGUUUGAGAAUCGGGACACCUGUCUGGAUGAGAUUCAAAAAGAAUUCGAAUUUCUGGCCGAGCAGACGUGGCAACUCCGGACAUUUGCCUGCUAUCAGCUGGACUUCGUCAAGAGCUUAAACGACAACAACUCGGUGCUGUGCGGCCAGAACUUGUCAGCGAUCACGGAUCAACUGUCCAAGCUGUUAUGCAUGCUCGUCUCUCAGUCGUUUGUCGUCACCGUUCAACCGGAUCCGGUGCUCAAGACGCAACAUAAAUUUGUUACGGAGGUUCGUCUUCUCAUCGGCGAUUCUUUGGGAAUUCGCCAAAACCUCGUCAACACAAACGUGACAGUGAAAAUCAUCGCCGAAGAGGAUGCGAAGCUCCUCUCAAAUGCUCAACUCUCUGAGAAGGAUAUAAAAACCGUCGGCUCAAUCUCGAACGAUUUCGAAAAGAUGAUGAUGGACGAGAAGGGGCACAUGGCGGCUAAAUUUAACAAUUCAAAAUUAACCCGAAUCGCCCACCGGAAACAGCCACCCCGCAGCGCCGCCGACCAGCGCAACAAUCCCGUCUGCGCGGCCACCGAUCAAAAAUACGCGCUGCUGUUUCAUAUCAGCCCCUUUCAGUUGGGCAAUUUGGGCAAGUUUGAUGUCUGGACGAUGUCGCUUCCGCUGAUGGUCACCGUGCACGGAUCCCAGGAUUGUGAUGCUCAGGGUGCCAUCCUGUGGCAGCGCGCCUUCAAUUCUGUGAAUCGCGCUCAAGGCGCCUGCGACAUCCAGCAUGUUGCGUGGCAAGAUUUGGCGGAGGUGCUGAAGCACAAGUUCGUCUUGUUCACAGGAUCCCGGCGUACGCUCUCCGAUUCCGACCUGAACUAUCUGUACGAAAAGUUCUACGUGCCAAAUUCGCAGGACAAUAAGCCGCUAACGUUUGGGCGAUUUGCAAAGGAGCGGCUACGCGACGACGUGAACUUCUCGUUCUGGGAGUGGCUGUUCUCCAUCAUGCAGUUGAUCAAGCAGAAGCUGCUCAAGUUCUGGGACGAGGGCUGGUGCAUCGGGUUCAUCUCGAAGCAGGACGCUUCGGAAGCCAUGCACUCCUCGCCGGAGCCGACGUUUUUGCUGAGAUUCUCCGAUACUCAAACGGGUGCUGUGAGCAUCGGGUUUGUUUGUGAGGGCGUGCCGUUCCACCUGGCGCCCUUUUCCAUCAAGGAUCUCGAGCAGCUGUCGCUCGCGCAGCGUAUCGUAUCGUGUCCUCAACUCAAAGAUAUUCGAUGCAUGUACGGCAAAAACGGAAAUGCCGACAAAGAAGAAAUUCUGAAGUACUUCGAGACGGAGGAGCGCAACAAACAGGGCAGCGACAGCCCCACCGGCUACAUCCUCAGCGAGAUCAUCAUGGUCGCCAAACCGGCAUCUGGUCGCUUCUCGUCCUCUUUUGGCAACGACUCCCCGUCGCCCCUGUCGACAAACUCCCGCCUCGACUGGUCUCCAGGCGAGGUGAUCCAGCCGAUGAAUUCUAUGGAUAUCGGCGACUACCCAAUGGGCGGUUUUGACGGGAAUGUGGAGGCGCUGCUCGGAGGCGGCUUCACGGCGCGGCUACCUGAUCAGCCGCUGCAGCCCGUCGACUUCUCGCUGUUCGACAACUUCCAGCAUCAGCAGAAUUUUACGAAUCAACAGCCAUACCAUUACAAUGAUCAGCACCACCCACAGCAACAGCAGCCCUAUCAG